Molecule: messenger RNA, 2076 nt
Organism: Closterium sp. NIES-65
Lineage: Eukaryota; Viridiplantae; Streptophyta; Zygnematophyceae; Desmidiales; Closteriaceae
Source: the annotation of a GenBank genome assembly
AUGACAAUCUAUAAUGCCUUCACAAUCUACGGAAUUUUCGCCGUCAUAUCGGGCCUGUCCUCGCGGACCGCUGUGACGGCAUGGUCAGUCACAGAGCAACACUCAGCAUCAAUGGGGCACCACGCAUCAAGCAUGGGUCACCAUCAUCAUUAUCACACAACCAGCCCACACGGCAAUUCUUUCAGCCAAGCUCCGUCUCAAUACAGUCACAUCCAGUACACUCCCAACCACGGAUACAGUCACGACGAACGUGACAUGCUGCGUCGGGUUGAGUGGGUGCGGCAGCAGCGUGAGGGGGACAGCCAGCCCGCGCCGCUCUUCACUGCUGUGGCUGCCGCUGCUGCGUCAGGCGAAUCCUUUGUCCUCAACGUCCCUCUCAGACGGACAACUGCUGCUGCUGCUGCUACAAAUGCUGCUACAGAAGCUGCUACAGCUGGUUACACACCUGCUGCUGCUGCUACAACCGGAGCAGCCAGACUGCAAGCCCAGGGGAGGAGGAGGAGGCAGCGAACGGUGAUCAUCGGGCCAGUCUCCCUGCAACGGGCCGCUGUAACCGCAGGUUACCAGCUGUCUCAGAAGCGCCCGAAAGGCCCCUGCAGCAUGUGGUUCAAGAGAGUCUUCAUAGUCAGAGUCAAGUCUGCUGCUGAUUUCGCCGCCAGGGCCUCUCUCCCGCGCACCGCCACCGUUAUUCUGCAUUUACAGAAAGAUUUGAUGCUGCCUAAAGGGGUUAUUUUCGGGCGGCAGCAGUCGUGCACGAUACUCAUGUCAGCGAAAUGGCCCGGUUACACGCUGACGGGUGGUAACCCUAUGUAUCCGGUGCUGCGCGUGUGGAACACGAGUAACUUCAUGUCGCUGAACGUGAACUAUCGCCUGCCGGUAACGGAGAGCAGCCCCGAGUGCACCAUUGUGCCAGAGCUGGGCAAAGGCGUGACCUGCCCUGCCAUCUCCAUCCAUCGGUCCUUCGGCGUGCAGAUUGGCAAGAGAGCACCACUAACUGGGCAAGGAGUGGCAGAGCUGGGCAAGGAGUGGCAGAGAUGGGCAAGGAGUGGCGUGCCCCGAGAUGCAGUCUUGAUCCAUCGAUCAUACGGCGUGCAGAUUGACAAGGUGAGUCCCUCCAUUCCAUCUGCUUGUUGCGCUCCUUUCGCAUGUCACGCUCCUUUCGCAAGUUCUCUUGUCUGGAUUCUUCCGGUGGACGUGGUGGUGAGCACCGUCUUUGGCCCAGUGGGCGUGCAAUGGAGCAUGGCCAUGCCGCGUGCGGCUGGACUCACUAACGCUCACUGGAGUGGUUUCUCUCUCUUUUUCUCAUCCCACACGUCGUCUCAAGCUCCCGCGUGCCUCCAAGCUACCCCCUAUCCCGUCUACCUCUCUCCCCCCCAGGGCAAAAUCUUUGGGCGAGUGGACGUGCUACGCAGCAUGGACGUGCGCCUGGACUCACUCUCGGUCACCGGAGUGGCUUCCUUUAUCAAGUCGCCUGGGGUGAUCCGAGUGGCCCUGUGUGGGUACGGGCCGGGACUUCUCAAAUCCAGCAUUGUCAUCUCCAACAAUGAGGUGUACGGGGUGAACACUCCGAUCCUCUUGCACAGGGGAGCAGUUGGUGUAACCGUCAGGAACAACUACGUGCACGACUUCAUAUUUGCUGGAAUCAAGUGCGGUGCCGACGUGCAUUACAGCUUUGCGUGCAUGCUCAGUCGCAUCAACUCCAACCUUGUGGUUUCCUCUGGGAGGAACCUGAACGGGGAUCACGACUCGGCUGGGAUCUACUUCUACACGCACUGGUUCAGCCCGGGCAACUCGGCGCUGUGCAACUACGUGUUCAACGGCGAUCACUGCUAUUAUUUGGACCAUUGCUCGUCGGGCGUGCUUGUCAGGGGAGGCGCGUGCGUGAAUACGUAUGACGGCAUGAAAGUGAAUAACGGCAAGCGGAACGUGAUAACGAACGUGGCGAUGAAAGGCACGCGGGGAUCGCUGGGGUGGACGUCGUGCUUCACAGUGACCGUCAACAACUGCCUCAAAGACCCCGGCAACUACUGGGAGGCCAUGCGCGUGAAAUACUACAACAGCGCCCGCAUCAACCAC